Penicillium waksmanii is the source of this 990-nucleotide messenger RNA. RefSeq names its product aminotransferase class IV. The transcript has a single exon. NCBI's taxonomy places the organism in Eukaryota, Fungi, Ascomycota, Eurotiomycetes, Eurotiales, Aspergillaceae. The coding region runs from base 1 to 990 and encodes 329 amino acids. The record is from RefSeq and is a predicted model, not a curated record. Gene Ontology annotation, biological process: carboxylic acid metabolic process. Gene Ontology annotation, molecular function: catalytic activity.
AUGACUUCCAUGGACAAGGUGUUCAGCGCCUACUCUGCUCGAAAUGCCUCCCUCGAGUCGAGCAGCAAUCCGUUCGCCAAGGGUAUCGCCUGGGUUGAGGGCCAACUAGUCCCUUUUGACCAGGCACGUAUACCACUGAGAGACCAAGGAUUCAUGCAUGGAGACCUCACUUAUGAUGUGCCUUCAAUCUGGGACGGGCGCUUCUUCCGCCUUGAUGACCACCUUGCUCGCCUCGACGCUAGCUGUCAUAAGAUGCGGAUGCAGUUACCUCUCUCAAAGGAGGAUAUCAAAUCUACCCUUGAGGAAAUGGUCGCCAAGAGUGGAAUCAAGGAUGCAUUUGUCGAGUUGAUAGUCACUCGGGGUCUUGUCGGUGUUCGAGGAUCCAAGGCCGAGGAUAUUAUGAAGCAGAAUCUCUACAUGUUUAUUCUGCCUUAUGUUUGGGUGAUGGAGCCCGAAAUUCAGUACAAUGGAGGUAGCGCUAUCAUCGCCCGUACUGUGCGAAGAACUCCGGUUGGCAGUUUCGAUCCGACCAUCAAGAACCUCCAAUGGGGCGAUUUGACCCGUGGAUUGUUCGAGGCCUCGGACCGUGGUGCAGACUACCCCUUCCUCACAGACGGAGAUGGACACUUGACCGAAGGUUCUGGCUUCAACAUCGUUCUCGUCAAGAACGGAAUUUUGUACACUCCCCAACGCGGAGUUCUCGAGGGUGUGACACGAAAGAGUGUAAUCGAUGUUGCAAGAGCCAACAGCAUCGAGGUUCGUGUUGAAUUCGUGCCUACCGAGUCUGUCUACCAAUGCGAUGAGUUGUUCAUGUGUACGACUGCUGGUGGGAUUAUGCCGAUCACUUCUCUGGACGGCAAACCGGUUGGCAACGGCCAAGUUGGCCCUUUGACCAAGCGCAUCUGGGAUGGAUACUGGGCGAUGCACUAUGAUCCUGCUUAUAGCUACGCCUUGACCUAUACAGACAGCGGCAGAACACAGAGACUAUAG